This is a messenger RNA of Tachysurus vachellii, 2273 nucleotides long. RefSeq names its product ankyrin repeat and LEM domain-containing protein 1-like. Gene Ontology annotation, molecular function: endonuclease activity. The record is from RefSeq and is a predicted model, not a curated record. NCBI's taxonomy places the organism in Eukaryota, Metazoa, Chordata, Actinopteri, Siluriformes, Bagridae.
UCGUCUUCUCCCAGAGAAAGCAGACAUGUUAAUUUUUCUUCAGAAAAAUUGCUAACUGUUUUGGUAAGUUGUAAUUCUGAAUGUUAAAUUUGAUGUUGGAUUUAUUUAAAUUGAUAUGAAUUGAAAUGCUCUGUUUAAAAUAUUUAAAGAGUGAUUAAUAAACACAAAUGGAAUUGUUUAAGUAUUGUGCAUUAUUUUUCACAUUUCUUUUAUUAUGGAAUCGGAAUCAGAACCGGGAAUCGUAAGGCAGAACUGGAACCGGAAUCGGAACCGGAAAAUUCCUUUUGAUACCCAACCCUAUGCAGGAGCGUGUAAGAGGAACGAUGCUCGCGCUGUUGCACCAGUGGUUGUUCACCAUCAGACACACUCCACCGCCGCUUGACUUCCCCGACUCCAGUGUUCUGUCCAUGCGAUGAACCGAGAAAAACUCGGCCGGCUGGAUGUUGUGAUCCAGUACCGCUGGGUUCAGCCAUGUCUUGGUGAAGCAGAGAAGGUUGCAGUCCCGAAUGUCCCUCUGGAACUUGACCUUUGCCCUGAGGUCGUCGAGCUUGUUUUCCAGAGACUGGACGUUGGCUAACAGGAUACUAGGCAAGGGAGCGCGGUUUGCGCGUCCCCUCAGCCUGUUUCUGAUGCCAACUUGUUUCCCUCGCGGACGCCGGUGUGGGUCACGUCCUUUGUUCCCCCUCAGGAUCUCGCUCGGCCAGCAUGGGUCCGAGUUUAAAAACGGCAAUGGAGUGACGAAGAACCUACCGUACCGCAGCCAGUCGCUGACGCCUCAUGAGUGUUUCCAGACUUUCAUCAGCUCCAUUUUCUACGUGGGUAAAGGCAAACGCUCGCGACCCUACAGCCACCUGUACGAAGCUCUGGAGUACUUCAAAGGAGACAAAUCAUCCAAGAAACUCAGCUCGAAGGUGCAGCACAUCUUGCAGGUGUGGAACUGCCACGGCGUCAUCUCGCUGCACUGCUUCCAGAACGUCAUUCCUGUGGAGGCGUACACGCGAGAGGCCUGCAUGGUGGACGCCAUCGGUCUGAAGAUGCUGACCAAUCAGAAGCGAGGGGAUUAUUAUGGGAUGGUCUCCACCUGGCCUGCGAAGCGUCAGCGUGAGCUUGGGGUUCACCUGCUGUACAGAGCCAUGCAGAUCUUCCUGGCUGAGGGAGAGAGACAGCUCCGACCGGCCGACAUCAGGCGAUGAAGUCACACGCCGUCUGAACCACACUGAGCAUUUAGAGCGCACUUUGGGUUCAUUCAUGCAGUUAGGUUCAAAAUAACGAGUGCACUACAGAGAUUGUCAUCAUCAGUCAUCAAACACUGUACCUGCUACGGUACUAGUGACCUGCUCGCUAUUCCCUAGGGUACAGUAUUUAGGCAUUUACCCCAAGCAGUGCAUCAUGGGAUAUCCUCCUGGGAUAGUGGGUAGUUCCUAAAGUGAACAGUCACAUGGGAAAAGACCACUGAAAGCUCAUAAAUGUGCUUUAAUAUUGUUUAUAAUGUUAUAAAUGUCUUAAAUCUGUGCUGCUGGGUUUUUUAAAUUACUGGAUAAAUAUUAAUGUUUAUGGAUUGUAAAUGAUGACGAUGUGAUGAAUGAUGAAUCUUAUAACUGGAAAAAACUGCAACCUGCUGUACGAAGAGACACACACUUGUAUUAAAAAACUCAACAUAAUGAAUUUUAAGUUAAAGAUUAGAACGAUCGUUGUGGAAAAACACUUAUAUAAUAAAUAAUAAUGACUAUGCUUUAAACACACACACACACAGCUGUAGUGAUUUAUUUAAUCCUGCAGUGAUUUCGAUAUUCAUUCAUCAGAUUUUGGAACAGUGUUAGGGAGGAACUGCUGCUCUUACAUCUUUUUUUUUUAUUUAAAACUUAUAAUUACAUUAAAAUAACUCUUCACGGAUAAACGUGAAACAGCAUGAAGAACUUCGUCUGGAUAAAGUUCUGGAUCGUCGUGGCUCAGUGUCACUCGAGGUGGACUUUGUAAACGUUGUAUGAUGUGUGAGUUAGUGUUCAUUUUUUUCUACUCUUAUAAAACGUAUGUGUCACCUAGUUGUGUGUCUGUGUGUAGUAGGAUGUGCCAUUUAAAUAUUUCUGUUGAAUAUUCAUGCAAAUGAAUUCAGUUUUUUUUAUGUGUAAUGUGAAACAAAAGCGAGGAAUCUUAACAUUUACAGCAAACAUUUCAUUUCACUUCACUCACCAGGAGCUCACAGUUACACCGAUGUCUUAUUGUGAAAUCAACAGUACUUUUACUCUUCUGUAUUAAAAUACAAGGAUUUGGGG